Sturnus vulgaris (Common starling) is the source of this 993-nucleotide messenger RNA. Its product is annotated as serum amyloid A protein-like. The record is from RefSeq and is a predicted model, not a curated record. Gene Ontology annotation, cellular component: extracellular region. Lineage: Eukaryota; Metazoa; Chordata; Aves; Passeriformes; Sturnidae.
UGGGAAUUUCACUCAGCAGUUCCUGCAGCCUUUCUGGUAAUGCAGCUCACCAUCCUUCUCCACAGACACAGACCUGACCUUGUGUUUCAGUGUGCAGAUAGUACCUUCCCCUCUGAGCUCUCUUCAGUCCAAGAUCUAAACUAAAGCGUCACCCUUAAGACAGGUAACACUUAACAGUAACACUUCAAGCACAUGGAACUCUUCAGCCUUCAAGGCAGUUUGUCAGUCUGGUUGGUAGGAAGAGCAAAUAGUCCCAAGGACAGCUGAAGAAGUGCCAUAUACUCUGUAAAAAAUUGUGUAACAGAAGCUAUGAACUUUCAGUAAGGACAAGGACAGUUUUCCAGUAAUGAUUUCUGUGUUGGGAGUCCUGGUGGGGAUUUCCCAACCAUAGGUAUCCUUUCCAGUUUCCUCUUUUGAGGGGUUUGAAUUGCUUAUAAAUACCCUCUCUGAGUCUGAGAGCACACAAGACGACCUCCAUCUCCUUUGGCUUUGCCGUUCUGCAGUGCUCCCUGUCAGGCUUGGCCAGGAACCAUGAGGCUCUGGAUCUGCAUCGCAUUGCUCUGCACUGUUCUGUGCGCAAGUGCUGAGAGACCAGCGGUAGUCCAAGGAAUGAUCCGAGCUGGACAAUUUGUCCGGGAUGCAGUGGGAGGGGCAAAGGAUAUGUACAGAGCAUACAAGGACAUGCGUGAGGCAAAUUACAAAGGAGCUGACAAGUAUUUCCAUGCCCGUGGGAAUUAUGAUGCUGCCCGGAGAGGACCUGGGGGUGCUUGGGCAGCGAGAGUGAUCAGCGACGCCCGGGAGAACUGGCAGAGCGGCGUGAGCGGCAGAGGCGCCGAGGAUACUCGGGCGGACCAGGAGGCGAACGCGUGGGGCCGGAGCGGCGGGGACCCGAACCGCUACCGUCCCAAGGGGCUGCCCAGCAAGUACUAGCGCUGUACUGCGCUCCUGUCACACCUCCCUUUGUACAGCUGAAUAAAGAAAUCCUCCUGAGAA